This is a messenger RNA of Pseudo-nitzschia multistriata, 1352 nucleotides long. The record is from the annotation of a GenBank genome assembly. Lineage: Eukaryota; Bacillariophyta; Bacillariophyceae; Bacillariales; Bacillariaceae.
UCAACGAAGAUUGCUGGUGUCUCCAAAAAUAGAACACGAACACAAACGGAACCGAGCAAUGCAUCCGAACAAGAGAAGAGAAAUUGAAUGAAGAGUUAAGCGAACCUACGUUUGACACCCCAAAUCAUUUGGGGAGAGGAACGCACCUCUAAAGCUUCGAAAUGAGCGCCUCGUCUUCCCCGUAUCGAUUCUGUAAGAUCCCCUCUGUCAACCUAACGCCUUUCUUUACAAAGAAGGGCGUUGUCAUCGGAGAUGCUCCCACCGAAGAUCAGUUACGGGUAGCCGCUACCAUUAACAGGGUUUGCCAGGAACACGGAUUCGUUCACGUCACGAACUUCGGAAUGUCGAACGAGAUGGGGGAGAAACUGUUUGCCGCAUCGAGAGAACUUUUCGACAAUCCCAAAAAGGGCAACGACUACGAGCCCUGGUCUCCCGCCACGAACACGGGGUUUUCGGCGUUUCGAAACGAAUCCCUGAACAGAAAUCGUCCCCCCGAUCUCAAGGAGGCUUUCAACAUACGAUUGCCCCCCGCGUGGGAAAAUCCAUCUAUUCCAAUGACRCCGCAGUCCUUUCAAGACAUCAUCGAUGAUUACCUCCGGGUAAUGAAAACCGCCACCAUCCGAUACGGGAUGGUAUGUUCAUUGGCCUUGGAUUUGCCAAUGGAUACGUUCACCAAAGUACUGAAUACAUUCGACAUGUGUACUGCCCGUUUUUUGCAUUAUCCACCUUGUCAUUUUGUAGAGGCUAUUGAUCCUUCGGUAGAAAGAGAGGAAGRAGAAAAGAAAACGAAAAUACCAACGGCGUCGGCCAAGGUUCAGUUGGCUAUCCGAGUGGGAGARCACACRGAUUUUGGCACGUAUACCUUCUUGUUGCUCGCAAGCAACCAAGGACCUAUGGGACUCCAAAUCAAACCCGGAGAGAGAGGUGGAGAAAUCGGAGGGUCGGCCGGAGGSGAGGAAGGCGGCUGGAUGGAUGUUGUAAUCGAACAAAACAGUGACGRYGACARCAAUGUCUUUGGAGCUAUCAUCAAUACCGGUGCAAUGUUGGCUCGAAUGACCAACGACUUCUGGAGAGCCACACCUCACCGCGUCAUUGUUCCCACAGCAGAAAUAGCGGCGAAAGAUCGAUACUCGAUUGCCUUCUUUGUGGAUCCGGAUUCCCACGAAAUGAUCAAGGUCGAGGGAAAAUAUAAAGACUAUYCGUCUYCCGAAGAUGGGAAGGCGCCUCUAGUCUAUCGCGAGCCGAUUUCUAGCAAGGACUUCAUUCUUAUGAAACUUAAUGAAUUGGCUCAAGCCGGAAGAAAAGAGUAGGGGGAAUCAGAAAAUACGAGCACGAAGGUCAAGCGUUUGUGC